Molecule: messenger RNA, 1391 nt
Organism: Aspergillus neoniger CBS 115656
Lineage: Eukaryota; Fungi; Ascomycota; Eurotiomycetes; Eurotiales; Aspergillaceae
Product: amidohydrolase 2
Exons: 1
Coding region: 345-1244 (299 amino acids)
Molecular function (GO): hydrolase activity
Source: RefSeq, a predicted model, not a curated record
ACAAGGGUAAUCCCAAGAAGCAGGCGUCCUGCGGGGGUUGGUUGUCCUUGAGAUCCAACAGAAUGGCACGACGGACAACGAUAGUCCGCACGACGGCUGCGGCGCCGGUCCGGGACGGGCAGAUGGAGCAUCAAGCUCCAACCAAUGAAGCAUCCAUGCAAAGUCAGCUGGUAGCAACAUAUAUGUCGGUCGUGCAUGCAUAUCUCGCUUGGGAUAGACCGUUGCCUCUUCAUUUCAGCUUAGGCUGCCGGAACCACCGCAAGUUGAGCUCGCGUCUGCCUCCAAGUUGAUAAGACUUAUUGCGACCAUCUGCCUGGUCUGAUCACUCUUCCCGCUCACUCACCAUGGCCGAGUUCGUCCCCGAAAACGCAUGGGAUACCCAUAUUCAUGUCUUCGAUCCCAAGAAAUUUCAUUAUGCCGUGCCACGCUCAUACACGCCCCAGGCCGCCCAAAUGGCUGAGUAUCCGACGGGCAUCACGGGCUGCAGGAACAUUGUGAUCGUUCACGCCUCCAUGCAAGGGGUUUCACCGGCCCCGUUGGUCGAUACUCUGUCCAAGCAGCAAGAGAUGCCCGGCUACACUCUCCGGGGCCUGGCAACCAUCGACCCCUUCACUGUCACCGAUGAACAGCUGGACGAGUUACAUGCCGCUGGAGUGCGCGGAGCGCGCUUGCACGAGAUGGCCUGGGGCCACGGCAAACAGAGCGGUGGCAGCGACAUCAUCAAGAAGGUAGAAGCUCUGGCCCACCGGCUGGCCCGGUUGGGAUGGGCUAUUGGCAUCUUCUGCCCUGUCAGUGCCUGGGCUGCCAUGGCAGAGACGAUCCGCAACAUGGAUCCUCGGAUCCAGAUGGUGGCUGAUCAUUUUGGAGGCACGUUCCCUGGGGCGGAGAACUCUGCUGAGUUUGCCACGUUCCUGGACCUGAUCCGGGAAAAGCGAGUCUGGGUGAAGGUCUCAGGCUUCGAGCGACUGUACCACGGUCACGAAAGUGGCAUGAAGGCCAUCGAGCCCAUCGCGAAGGCAGUGAUCCAGGCCGGUCCGGAUCGCAUCAUCUUUGGCACGGAUUGGCCUCAUACGCAGUUAGGAGUGACACGCAAAGGCAAGACUGACCAGCAGCGGUUGGAAGAGGUGGAGGGAUUCCGGGAGGUCGACGAUGCCGGGCAUAUCCGGACAUUGCGUGAAUGGAUUCCCGAUGAGGAAACCUGGCAGAACCUGUGGGUCAACAACCCAGCCAGAUUGUUUCAGUAGUUCAUGGAUUGAAUUUCCCCGAUGACGUCUUUUUAUGUCGACACGAGAAACCAUUGCGUGCUUUGCUCCUAUCUCUUUAUCUCCUACGAAUCCGAUCGCCGUAUAGCUAUGAAGCUUGGAUUAAGUACUACUCAAACUACGUAGAAU